This is a messenger RNA of Lycium ferocissimum, 1292 nucleotides long. Its product is annotated as UPF0496 protein At3g49070. The transcript is spliced from 2 exons. NCBI's taxonomy places the organism in Eukaryota, Viridiplantae, Streptophyta, Magnoliopsida, Solanales, Solanaceae. The record is from RefSeq and is a predicted model, not a curated record. The coding region runs from base 143 to 1267 and encodes 374 amino acids.
ACGUGUACUCUGCUCUCUCUCCUUCUCUCUUUGGAAAUAUUGAUCUAUCUUUAAUUUAAAGUGCUGCUUCCUCUCUCAUCUUUGAAAAGUUACUUGUAAAGUCUCCCUCCUUGAGCUUUCAAUUGCAGGACUAAGAAGAAGAAUGAAGAUAAAAUUUCGUCCAGCACUGAGAAAAUAUAUUGCAUGGAAUGAGGCCCAAAGCAGUAAACCAGCCCACAUGGAAUUGGACCUCAGAGAGGAAUAUGCCCAUGCCUUUCGAACCGAAUCCUACGCUGACUUUUGGAAACGUGUCCUUGCUUUAGCUGAAAAAACUUCUUCCCCAACCAAAAUUGUCGGCUCCACUUCAGCGGCUCGGCUCCCCUCUUACCGCCUUUUCGUGGAGCAUCUUUUGGAUCCGGAUCAACCCACCGUAACUCGGAUUUUGGGUUUGAUCCAAACCCACAAGGAAACUCACUCUUUACUAUCUGAAUAUUUCUCUCAAACUGCUGAAACUUCUUUACUUUGCAGUCUAUUACUAAAAGAUGUCCAACGUACACGUUCUAGAUAUAAAUCACUUAAAUUCGCCCUAGACUCCCUCCAGAAAUCACCUUAUUCGCAUGUGAACCCUAUACCCAAGAUCCUGACACGAUUAACUAAAUUUUGUAACUCCCUUAACCCACUUGUUUCAUCUACAUCCUCUCCGCUCCGGUUUAAAACUGUUCAAGCCAAUUGCUCCCAAUUGCUAAAACGGCUUGAGCUUAGGCGAGACAAGACCAAGGACAAACUUCGAUUUAUGAACAAACUCAAACGUGGCUCAGCCGUUUUUCUUGUGGCUUUGACUGUCUCACUCACAGUGAUUGUAGCGACUCAUGCAUUAGCCUUGCUAGUUGCGGCUCCUAUGGUAAUGGUAACUUCAUUCCAGCUGAUGUCAACUAAGAAGCUUGCUAGUUGGUCGGCUCAGCUGGAUAUAGCCGCAAAAGGGACGUACAUACUAAUUAGAGACUUGGACACUAUAAGUCGGCUAGUGGGUCGGCUAAAUGAUGAGUUAGAAGAUUUGCAAGCCAUAGUUCGGUUUUGGCUUGCGAGAGGUGGCGAUCCGCUUCAGCUUCAGCUACAAGCCAGUGGGGAAGUGGCGCGCCAAUUGAAGAAGAAUUAUGCAAACUUUGUGGACCAAUUAGAUGAAUUAGAAGAACAUUUGUAUUUGUGUUUCAUGACUAUAAAUAGGGCUAGAAACCUUGUUAUUACAGAAAUUAUGAAUUCGGGUCCAUAUUUGUUACCCAAAGAAUAGCUAAUUGGGAUUUGAAACAAAAUUU